Molecule: messenger RNA, 1392 nt
Organism: Suillus bovinus
Lineage: Eukaryota; Fungi; Basidiomycota; Agaricomycetes; Boletales; Suillaceae
Exons: 4
Coding region: 1-1392 (463 amino acids)
Cellular component (GO): catalytic step 2 spliceosome
Molecular function (GO): zinc ion binding; RNA binding
Source: RefSeq, a predicted model, not a curated record
AUGGCUGCCCGACUCCCCCAAGUCGCCCGCCUCAUUCUCUUUACUGGCCCAAAUUGUUCGCUUUGUGAUGUUGCAAAAUUAGAAUUGGCGAAAGUCAGGCAGUCAUAUCAAUUUGACCUCGAAAUAGUCAAUAUACAGGAGAAAGGCCAGGAAAGGUGGAAGAAGAAAUACGUCUACUGGAUUCCCGCGCUCCAUCUGGACGGGAGGGAGAUAGCGAAAGCGGAAUACGGCGCUGGAAGCUCAGGAGGAUUGUGUCUAGAGAAUAGUCUUAGCGGUUCCAAUGCCACUUGCAGCUUUUACAUCGAUACCUCUGGGUCGGCUGGUUUUCAGGAAUUGUCACCUCAGUUAUGCUUUUAUAACAGGCACAUCUCGGGUGUCCUAGGCGAGAAUCGAAGUCCAUCCCCUGCUGCGGCACUCCAUGAUGCUCGCUUUUGUUUCAACUGCGGGUCGCCUGAUCACAUCAUUGGAUCCUGUCCUGAAGCACAUAAUCAUCCCCUCAUCGCGCUGUCGCGGCAACUUUUCAAUUUUUUGCGCUCUGGCGAGCAAACGAGGGACCCGAGCAGGUUUCAUGUUGUUGAAGCUUGGAAGAAACAACGGCUUGAAUGGUUGGAGUUUUUCCAGCCCGGAAAGGUUGUUGGUCCCACCUUACGCGAAGCUUUGGGCUUCGAGCACGGAGACUCAGGUCAUCAGUGUGCUUGGCUACAUAACAUGUCAUAUUGGGGCUAUCCUGCAGGAUGGAUAAGUGAUACCGACCCAAGGGAUGCCGUUCGCCAAAGAAUUUUGGGAGAGCUGGGCACUCUGGUACACGGUCAUCCACUUGAAGAUGACGAUGACUCCUUCCUUAUAGUUAGUGACGAAGAGGACCGCGAGGUAAUCGACCUAAAUCUUGCGACGUCUUUCUACCUCAAAGCAGGCGGGGACGAAACAUCAAUUGUCGAUGAUACUUUGUCUGCCAACUCUGACUUGGAGCUCCAUUCAUCGACAACCCGUAGGUGGGCAACAUACCCCGACGAUUAUUUCUCCUCAAACCACCUCACUGUCUAUAAUGGAACGAUAUUGGUAUCAUCGUACGCCGCCACUUCUCAUUCCAGUAAUACAUUUACUGCAGAAAGAAGAGCUCUUUGGGAACAAAUAAUAUCCGGGACUCAAUCUGCCAAUGCACUUGUUCCCCCUUGGAGAUUUCCUGGGGCAUUCUCUUCGCUGCCAUCGUACAUCGAGCACCAACCACCUCCACCCCCUUCAACUCCCCCUCCACUGCCACCUUCUCCACUUCCACUUCCACUUCCAUUUCCGCCGCAGCCCGCACACCAUCAAUAUCAUGCACUCGUCACUGCCGCAGAGGAUGACUCAAAUAACGGCGACAUGGAUAUGGACCUUUCAGACGAUGAAUAG